Messenger RNA from Penicillium waksmanii, 1899 nucleotides. RefSeq names its product CNOT2/3/5 family protein. The record is from RefSeq and is a predicted model, not a curated record. NCBI's taxonomy places the organism in Eukaryota, Fungi, Ascomycota, Eurotiomycetes, Eurotiales, Aspergillaceae. Gene Ontology annotation, biological process: regulation of DNA-templated transcription; nuclear-transcribed mRNA poly(A) tail shortening. Bases 1 to 1899 code for a protein of 632 amino acids. The transcript has 3 exons. Gene Ontology annotation, cellular component: nucleus; P-body; CCR4-NOT core complex.
AUGGCGUCUCGUAAAACGCAACAAGAGAUCGAAAAGACCUUCAAAAAAGUCGCCGAAGGCAUCCAAACAUUCGAAGGCAUAUACGAGAAGAUCCGCUCCGCCAACAACCCCACUCAGCGAGACAAGCUCGAGGAGAACUUGAAGCGCGAAAUUAAGAAGCUACAAAGGUUUCGGGAUCAAAUCAAGUCAUGGGCGGCCGGCAAUGAGGUCAAGGACAAGGCUCCGCUGCUAGAGCAGCGGAAAGCAAUUGAGACAUGUAUGGAGCAGUUCAAGGCCGUCGAGAAGGAGAUGAAGACGAAAGCCUACUCUAAAGAGGGUCUCUCAGCAGCCUCCCGACUUGAUCCCAAGGAGAAGGAGAAAGUGGAGGCGUGUGAUUUCCUGUCGUCGAUGGUGGAUGACCUUCAAUUGAGGAUCGAAGCCAUGGAGGCGGAAGAGGAGACCCUACAAGCGCAGAUGAAGAAGGGUAAGAAGGAUAUGUCGAAGGCGAACCGCAUGGCCGAUAUCUCCCGAGUAACGGAACGCCAUAAGUGGCACGUCAACAAGCUUGAGUUCUUGCUUCGGUCCUUGCAAAAUGGCAAUCUCGACGUGGGCGCAGUCCAAGAUCUCAAUGAGGGUAUCAAGUACUACGUUGAGGAAGGGCACAACCCUGACUACUGCGGAGAAGAUGAGACAUUAUAUGAUGACUUGAAUAUCGGCGACGAAGUAGAGGGUCAGCUUGGCGCCGGCGACGAUCCAUUAUCAUCGCAAGAUGCCCAGUCCCUUCCGGACGAAGAACCGGAGCCCAAACCCAAGCCCAAGCCCGAACCUACAACGGCCCGUCGCCCGUCUGCGCAGAUGAAGUCUCCUCUCCCUGUCCUCGCCACCCUUCAUCCCUCCACAUCCUCCAAUGGGGGACCGGGCAUGAAACCAGCACCGCUCCCAACUCGUCUACCUGGAGAAACGUUGAAAUAUGCCUCAGCUGCGGCAUCUGCUGCGGCAGCAGAUAAAAGCGGAGUGGGAAUUCUACCUUUGCCCCCACCACCCGGUACUAGCCCUGCGUUCUCUCAUGUCCUGCCCACCGGCAAGGCUUCCUCUACGGCCUCGCCAAUCGUGGCGUCUGUGCAACCGAUCUCCAAACCAACGCCAGCCGUGGCAACUGCUACGUCGAUUGAUGAACCUGCCGUUGCUGUUGCCGCUGCCGUUGCAGGUCGAUCGAAGGCCCCCAGUGGUGCUGCCAUCUCCGGUACAUCAUCACCUGCACCUAUCGAGAAAGCUGAGACGAGUAAGGACACGUCAAGGAAAAACAGCAGAGUAACAACAAGGGAAGCAAGCGAGGCCGAUGCUGCCGAUCUGCAAGACCUGACCCAAUCAUUCGAACUGACCAAGGAACGCUCCACCAUCCACUCAUCACCUGCCGUACAACGAUUGCUAGCGACAUCACUCACCACCUGCCCGGAGGCUGGUGAUGCCGAGAAGCCACGUCAUUACAAGCCGCAGAACCCGUACAACACCCCCCUCUACUACCCCCAAGAGCCCCUCUCAAUAUUCGACGACCCCCGACUGUACGAUACCGGACGGAUUGACACGGACACGUUGUUCUACCUGUUCUAUUAUCGCCAAGGGACGUAUCAACAGUACCUGGCCGCCAAGGCAUUGAAGAACCAGAGCUGGCGCUUCCAUAAGCAAUACCAGACGUGGUUCCAAAGACACGAGGAGCCAAAGAACAUCACGGAGGAGUUCGAGCAGGGCACCUACCGGUUUUUCGACUACGAAAGUACAUGGUUAGUUCAAAGAUCUCCGCCUCCUGUAUCCGCCAGGCAGACCAUUCCGCAACACGUGCUCACCACAGUGCCCGACAGGAUGAACCGGCGCAAGGCUGACUUCAAGUUCGUGUACAAAUAUCUGGAGGACGAAUUAUGA